Messenger RNA from Sphenostylis stenocarpa, 1965 nucleotides. NCBI's taxonomy places the organism in Eukaryota, Viridiplantae, Streptophyta, Magnoliopsida, Fabales, Fabaceae. The record is from the annotation of a GenBank genome assembly.
AUGAAUGCGUACUCACACACGGAUCUCAACGGAAUCUGCCCCACUCUCUCAUCACACACAUUGAUUGAAGGGUCUGUCAGACAACCGCGUGACCAUCCCAAGGCCAAACUGGCUAGGAACGAUCCUCUACAGCCAAGAUGCCAUGACAUCAAGCCGUUAAUCACGCUCAGAUCGCACGGUCAGAAUUCAUCCACCAGACAUUGGUUCCUGUCUCCUUUGAUCUCAAGGAUACAGAGAGUUAAUACCCUUUUCCUCGAUAAGUAUCACGUUUUGCAACCUGCUUUGUCCAAAAGGGUCUCCGAAUUCGCCCAUGCCUCUCUAAUUCGGACCCUAGACACCCUUCAAGUCUUCGCCUUUUCUUCUUCGCUUUCCCGUUUGGAUACUCAGUUUCUUAAAUCACUGCAACUGAGAGAGCUUUUUGAGAACUCCUGCGUCGACGACAUGUACGUGGUGCCUCCGCCGCAGCGCUCCUAUCGGGUUCAGGAUCCCCACCUCCUUCUGUUCCCUCCCAACCAACUUCUCAUGCCUAGUCCCCGACCCGACCCGCUGAACUCGCCGGAAACUUUGUCCAAAAGGGUCUCCGAAUUCGCCCAUACCUCUUCAAUUCGGACCCUAGAGACCCUUCAAAGCUUUUUUGAGAACUCCUGCCUCGACGACAUGUACGUGGUGCCUCCGCCGCAACGCUCCGAUCCGGGGUCAGGAUCCGGUGAUUUGCGGGUCUACCAAGCUUGGAAGGGUAGCAAUAAAUUUUUUCUUCAAGGAAGGUUCAUAUUUGGACCAGAUGUGAGAUCACUGGGGCUGACAAUCUUUCUUAUUGUUGCUCCUGUCACAGUUUUCUGUGUCUUUGUUGCCAGAAAACUGAUGGAUUCUUUUUCUGACCACUGGGGGAUAUCCAUAAUGGCUGUUGCUGUUGUGUUCACAGUUUAUGUCUUGGUUCUUCUUUUGUUAACAUCUGGCCGAGAUCCAGGCAUAAUUCCACGCAACGCACAUCCGCCAGAGCCAGAAGGUUUGGAUAGUAAUUUGGAUGUUGGUGCUGGACAGACUCCUCAGUUGCGGUUGCCUCGGUUUAAGGAGGUUGAAGUCAAUGGCAUUCCAAUUAAGGUCAAGUAUUGUGAUACUUGCAUGCUUUACAGGCCUCCUCGAUGCUCACAUUGCUCAAUAUGUAAUAAUUGUGUGGAGCGAUUUGAUCAUCACUGUCCUUGGGUUGGACAGUGUAUUGGGCUGCGUAAUUAUCGGUUCUUCUUCAUGUUUGUCUUCUCAACUACGCUACUUUGUAUUUAUGUUUUUGCGUUUUGCUGGGUCUAUAUUGUAAGAAUUAUGGCGGCAGAAGAGACAACAAUUUGGAAGGCAAUGAUAAAAACUCCAGCGUCCAUAGUCUUAAUAGUUUACACCUUUAUAUCAAUGUGGUUUGUAGGAGGCCUCACUGCCUUCCAUUUAUAUUUGAUAAGUACCAAUCAGACUACUUAUGAAAACUUCAGAUACCGAUAUGACCGGCGAGCCAAUCCAUAUAACAAAGGAGUGUUGAAUAAUUUCAAGGAGAUAUUCUGCAUCAGCAUUCCCCCAUCGAAGAACAAUUUCAGAGCAACAGUGCCAAAAGAACCAGCAUUACCUACUCGAUCAGUGGGUGGAGGGUAUAUGAACCAAAACAUAGGGAAAGCUGGGGAGGACAUAGAGAUGGGAAGGAAAACAGUAUGGGACAUGGGUGCUGGAAUUGAUGAUUCUGACGCUCAAUUAAACAACGAUCGUGUUGCAGUAAAGGAUGGUGAAUUGUCUCCUGAAAUCAGGACGACAGUAGAUGACACAGACCGGGCUGCAAUGCAUCCUAGGCGAUCUAGCUGGGGAAGAAAAAGUGGAAGCUGGGAAAUGUCCCCUGAAGUUUUGGGUUUGGCAGCCAGGGUGGGGGAACCAAACCGUGUCACGGGGGACAGCAGUAGUAGCUUGACACAUGAUAAUCGUCGUGUGUAG